AUGGACUCUGCUACCAACCAACCUUCUGGCUCCUCUUCGUCAGCUAAUGAUGCAGCGGAGCCUUCUUCAGCACUGUCUGCGUUGCAGGCAAAGAUCUUUUCUGCUUUCGACAGCCUCGUUCAGUACUCUACUACUCUCAAGGCCAAGUUCGGUGGCGAAGCCGAUCCCCGCUUGAUCAGCUUCACCAGCGAUGUCGCCGCUCACCUGCCUACAUCUCUCGAAACCAUCGAAGAUGCUCGCGACCUAAUCCACCAGAAUCUCAACUCGUCUGCUGCAAAUCUGCAAGUUGUACUUUAUUCAGCCACUUCGCUGGCCGACGACAACGACAGCCACAAUGCCCCGGUCACUGGCCAACCAAUUUCAAAGAGUGCUCCGUCUUCUCCCAAGCGCGGCGGUGCCUCGCGCUCUGCCUUCGACACCUACGCCGAUGCCAACGGGCGCCCCCGAGCCUUUCCCACCACAUUCUUCCCCACCCCGCGCAAGCAAGCAGCCUUUCGCUCGCAACACCACGGGACUGGUGCGUCUGCGGGCGGCUCCAGGAGUCACGAUUGGAAGGGGAAAGCCAAGGCCCCCGCCCAAGGAACGGAUGCGCCCCCUGCCGAUGCGGGGGACUUGAACGAAGACGACGACGCGGAGACAGUGGCGCAAGCACUGAGCGCAUUUGAUACCCCAGAUGAAGACUACUUCGCGGCGGGUUCUGAGACAGAGACAGGCAAGGGCAAAGCCAGAGCUAUGAACGUAGAAGAACACGACGACGAAGACAGGGCGGGCCCCUCCGUUGCGAGGGCCGCACGGGCUCGUCCUCCUCGCUCGAAGGUCACUCACGCAGCCGCCGAGGGCUCCGGCCACCGAUCUACCCGACGAGGUGCAUCUGACGCACCCCAAGCACAUGCCCCUCGUGUUCCCUUGAUACCUCCCAUCGGGCGUGGUCUCAGGCGGGCUGCCGCCUUCAAUGAAAAAUCUCACCCUAAAGUCUAUUGGCAGGGCUCAUGGGGUACACCUCCUCCAUCCCCUCCUCCAUCCCCUCCUCCUCCUCCUCCUCCUUCUCCUCCUCCCCCUUCUCCUCCUCUCCCCCCACCACCACCGCCCGUUGCCCCGCAGGUGCCCGUCCAGGCUCGGUCUUCAGCCCUUCAGCCCACUGGCUCUAUGACCAUCCGCACCGCUGUUGGCGUCCCCCUCCGUCGCUCCACCCGCAAUAUCGCAUCCCGCGCAAAUGCCGCCGAGGAACCUAGGCCUGUUGCAUCUUCUUCCAGGCUCCCCGCUGAGCCUGCCGGGAGAGGCACGAAGCGCAGAGCCCAAGAGGACGCAGACACAGACGAGGAUGAGGAUGGUGACGCUGCAGAGGCGUCGCCAAAGAAGAAAGCAAAGCGUACGACGGCCAAGAAGCCCCGUGCUACGAAGCGCACCUCGCGCAAUGUGCCUCCCCUGAAUCUCCCCUCUUCGAAUGAAAGCUAA
Pleurotus ostreatus (oyster mushroom) is the source of this 1455-nucleotide messenger RNA. RefSeq lists its product as uncharacterized. The record is from RefSeq and is a predicted model, not a curated record. NCBI's taxonomy places the organism in Eukaryota, Fungi, Basidiomycota, Agaricomycetes, Agaricales, Pleurotaceae. The transcript has 4 exons. The coding region runs from base 1 to 1455 and encodes 484 amino acids.